Molecule: messenger RNA, 1257 nt
Organism: Aspergillus piperis CBS 112811
Lineage: Eukaryota; Fungi; Ascomycota; Eurotiomycetes; Eurotiales; Aspergillaceae
Product: GNAT family N-acetyltransferase
Exons: 4
Coding region: 1-1257 (418 amino acids)
Molecular function (GO): acyltransferase activity, transferring groups other than amino-acyl groups
Source: RefSeq, a predicted model, not a curated record
AUGCCUAGCAGCACAAACAACCCCCUAACAACCUCCCUCACCACCACCGAAGCCGACCAAAUCGCCUCUCUGCACCUCAUAGCAGACAGCAUCGCCCAACAACGCCAACUCGCCGCCCGCUCCAUGCUCACCCACCCGGCCAUGCUCUCCUGCCUUACCUUCUCCCUCAUCAUAACCUACUUCUUCACUCGCGCUCUCGGCACCACCACCACCACCACCACCGGAGAAGAUACCUGGCCGUACCUCCUACUCAUCACCUGGCCCGCCUGCAUCAUGUUGUAUCUCCUCGCCGCGGCGCACACAACACACCCAUACCUAGAGAAAGCAGGCCGUACGGGAACCUGGGUGUGGUUAUGGAGGGGAGGGACGAGUACCCCCGUGCAGAAAGAUCACCACAACGCAGAAAAACACGAAGAAGACGAGAAGGAAAGAGGAGAUAUUAUUCUCGUAACGAAAUACCAAGACCGGGUGAUCGGCACGCUCGUCCUGCGGAUCAUACACACUGAGGAAGAACUCUGGGGCCAUGUGCGGGAUGCGGUGCUAGUCGUCGGCGUCAUCCGAGCAUGGACUGUGCAGCAACAUCUUCGGGGAAUCGGGGUGGGGAGGAAUUUAUUGGAGAAUGCGGUUCGGAUUUGUCGGGAACGGGGGGUGAAAGGGCCUGUGUUUUCGGAUUGUCAUGCGAAUGAGGUGCUCGGGUUGCCGGUUGUGUGUAAUGGGGAGUUGGUGAGGAGGGAGAGGUGGGCGAGGGAGGUGUUGGAGAGGGUGAAGAGCGAGAAAAAAAACAAAAUGUCCACCACAACCGCCACAGCCACCACCUCUGCCAGCACAUGCACCUCCACGGGCAACCUGUACGUCCUCCCCGUGCAAGACGCAGCAUGCGCGCUCCCCAACACCAACAACGCGAGCGCCAUCAUGGACAAAUGCUGUUCGCCCGCCAGCCCAACCAAAUACGACAACGACUGCGGAAUCUACUGUCUGGCGCAAGGUCAGGACGUGAAGGAGCUUCUGUCUUGCAUUCAGUCCAACGGGGCGGUCGAGAACCCCUUCUGCUCCGGUAACUUGACUGCGACGGCGACGGCGAGCGUGACGGGCACGAAAGCUACUGGAUCCUCUUCGAAGACGGGGACGAGUACGGGCAGUGCGGCGAGUGAGACGGGGUCGUCGGCGGCUGUGCCGAUGAAGCAGGUUGGGGUUAGCAAGGUUGGAUUGGGGAUGUUGGGGAUGGUUUUGUGUGGGGCUGUUUUGGGGGGUUUUUGA